AAGCAAGAGAGAAAGAAAGCAAGAGAGCAAGAAAGCAAGAGAGAGAGAGAGAGAUGGGUGUUCUAGGAAGGAGUAACAGAGUUUUCGUUCGUCCUGGUUCAAUAGAAAAAGUGUGCAAAUUCUGGGCAGAAGGAAGGUGUGUGCGAGGUGAUCGGUGCAAGUUUCUGCAUUCUUGGUUCCGUGGUGAUCUUUACUCCUACCUCGCCAAUCUCCAAGGUCACAAUAAGGUUGAUUUUUCUGGUUUUGUUUUUGUUUGUUACUCUGUUUUUUUUUUUUUAUGAUCUUCCGGAUGAGAUGAGAUGAGAUGAGACGCUAGUAGUACAUGAUAUGAUAUGACAGGCGGUGACUGGGCUUGCGCUCCCUCAUUCGGAAUCUGGAGAUAAACUCUACUCAAGCAGCUACGAUGGUACACUAUGCGUUUGGGAUUGCCACACCGGUCAAACGACCCGUGUCAUCAAUUUUGGAGCCCCAAUUGGUUGUUUGAUAAAUGAGGGGCCUUGGCUGUUCAUUGGUCUGCCAAAUCUUAUCAAGGUUUGGAACACCCAGAACAAUAAUGGACCUGAAUUCGCAUUCACUCUGGAGGGGCCUGUGGGUCAAGUCAACUCUAUGACUUUGGUGAAUGGUACUUUGUUUGCUGGUACCCAGAGUGGGCAGAUCUUAGCAUGGAAAGCUUCCUCUGAAGAAGCUAAUCCUUUUAUUCCUGUUAGUGUCCCAUCGUCCGUGACACAUGAAGGUGCAGUAGUCUGUUUAUGUUAUGGUGGAAACAGACUAUUUUCAGGUUCUCUAGACAGUUCAAUCAAGGUGUGGGAUGAGAAUUUACAAUGUGUGGCCACUUUGAAGGGGCAUUCAGAUGGGGUGAUGUCGCUUGUGUUUUGGGGAUACUAUUUAUUGUCAUGUUCAUUGGAUGGCACUGUCAAAAUUUGGGCUACCUCUCAAGGAGGCCAAAUAGAGGAAAACUAUACGCACAAGGAGGGACAUGGUGUUCUUGCACUUAAUGGGAUAACACUCCCUAAGAAGACUGAUGCAGAAGCUGACCAAAAUAUUUUGCUUUGCUCUUGUAAUGACAACUCUGUUCGUCUGUAUGCGCUGCCAAGUUUUGAAGAGAAGGGCAGAUUCUUUACAAGACAAGAGGUGAGGACAAUUCAAAAGGGUCCCGGAGGACUGAUUUUUACUGGGGAUGGUGCUGGUCGUACUACUGUGUGGAAGACGAAUGUCUAAGUUUUUUUGUUCUUGUGUUUGCUUUGAUAGCUAGAUACUUUGAUUCAUUAUUGACUCUUGUAUCAACUCUUACAAUUUGAGUUUUUUAUGAAUGAAUUAUUAGCGGUGGGGGGUUAUGCACAUGAUUGGUGGUUUGAGUAAGUGCCAACAUAGUUGAGAUUUGCUCAAGACUGCGAUGAUGCUUGGAAUCCUCCCAUCCCAUUUUAUGAUAUAUCUUUUUAGUCAUUUUAUUAGCUAUUUGAUUUUUUGUGUGCAUAUUAGUACUUUAUUUUGCACUCUAAGUAUUGUGAAUUACAUGCAUGGAGCUGUUUUUGUGUUUGUAAUUUACGUUUGAUUUGUUGUGAUUGUAUUACUGAUUCGAUUCAAUUUAAUUCACUUGAUGUAUUGAGGACUUCUUUCCA
Molecule: messenger RNA, 1619 nt
Organism: Humulus lupulus (European hop)
Lineage: Eukaryota; Viridiplantae; Streptophyta; Magnoliopsida; Rosales; Cannabaceae
Product: zinc finger CCCH domain-containing protein 48-like
Exons: 4
Coding region: 607-1218 (203 amino acids)
Molecular function (GO): protein binding
Source: RefSeq, a predicted model, not a curated record